ACAGUGUUGCCAUCAGUUAGCUACCUGUAGAGGGCAGUAAUACUUCUUGGCUCGUUCUAACCUGCCGUAAAUAGUUCACACGAGAUGCUUGCGAGAUCCAGAUGCUUCUCUGGCUCUGGACCGAUGCUACCGGUUGUAAACAAAGUCUAGUAAACAGGUGGUGAGCUGCUUUUGCAAGAUGGUGCAGCUACACGUGAAGCGUGGAGAUGAAAGCCAGUUUCUCUUCAACACCACUGUGGACGCGCCUGUGGAAACGGUGAUCCAGCAAAUUACAGCCAUUUACAACGGGAGACUCAAAGUGGACAGAAUAUGUUCAGAGAUCCCAGAGCUGGCAGACCAUGGAAUCACACUGCCACCCAACAUGCAGGGGCUGACAGAGGAGCAGAUUGUGGAGCUGAAUCUGAAGGAUGAAUGGGAAGACAAGUGCAUACCCAGCGGGGGUCCAGUCUUUAGGAAGGAUGAGAUUGGGAGGAGGAACGGACACGCUCCAAAUGAUAAAAUGAAAGAGGUGUUGAUGAGAACCGUGGAGGAAGCAAAGGCACUGAUCUCCAAAAAACAAGUUCAAGCUAACGUUUGUGUCACCAUGGAGAUGGUGAAGGAAGCCCUGGAUCCGCUAAGGGGUGCUGUCAUGAUCGUGUACCCCAUGGGGCUGCCCCCUCAUGACCCUAUCAGAAUGGAGUUUGAGGACUGUGAAGACCUUUCAGGAACACAGGCAUCUCUGCAGGUGAUCACAGAGGACGAGUGCCAGCUAUGGUGGGCUGCUAAAGAGAUGCAGAGGGGGAAAAAACUGCAGGACUACAUUGGCAAAAAUGAAAAGACAAAGCUUGUGGUGAAAAUCCAAAAGAAAGGGCAGGGGGCACCAGCGAGAGAGCCUCUGGUCACUGAUGAGCAGCAGAAACAGAUGAUGAUGCAUAUGUACAGGAGGCAGGAGGAACUCAAGAAACUUGAGGAAGCAGACGAUGAUAGCUACCUGGACUCAGAGUGGACAGACAGACAGUCCCUCAGAAGACAGUUUCAAGGCCUCACCAACAUCAAAUGGGGACCAAGAUAAAGACCACUACCACUGAGAUUCCUACCUUAAAGCUGCUGCUCUGACCUGGUCCUUCACAGCUCUAUAUGCAAAUGACUACAAUGCCUUAUCUCAAUUCUGAUAUUAGUUUACUGUCCGUGUUAUAUGAGGUCUUCUGGAGAAUAUAAACAGCACGUGUUUAUAUGCCUUGGAGUAGUAACUGGAUGAUGACAUGUGGAUUAACCUGAUUUAUUUGAAUUUAAAUCAGAUCUCUGUAUUCAUUUACCGAUUGUUUUCACCCUGUUGUAAAGUUACAUUUUUAUUGAAGAUAUGCAAACAAUUAAAUUUGAGUUUAAUCUAAAUGUACUGUACAUUUUUAUUGAUUGUAAAAAACAUUCAACAAAGUUUCAUAGGUAGUGAUUCAUCUGGAACACAGUUUUACAUCCCUUGGAUUGCUGGGACAAGGAUGCUACACCUUUCCUCUCUUUGUCUCCAGUCAGUGGCUGACACGCACACACGCACGCACACAAACACACACACACACACACACACACUGAAAGUCGGUGCUGCUCUGAGGCAGGAAGUUGCCACAUAGUAGAUGGUUGUUCCAGCUCUUGUCCCAGCAGGGAUGAGGAAGUUGUAGAGUUCAAAGUGAGAGUUUAAUCCCACUGCGUGGAACUGUUGACAGAGUCGAUGAAGUCUUUCAAGGAAAACUGCAUAAAAAAAACAUCCUGGAUGUAAUGUGUAGGUCCUUUUCUACAUUCAAAUUCGAUCUAUGAUACUGGGCUAAAUAAAUAAACUGACUUGACUGAA
Molecule: messenger RNA, 1822 nt
Organism: Perca fluviatilis (European perch)
Lineage: Eukaryota; Metazoa; Chordata; Actinopteri; Perciformes; Percidae
Gene: cfap298
Product: cilia and flagella associated protein 298
Exons: 8
Coding region: 179-1051 (290 amino acids)
Biological process (GO): regulation of cilium movement
Source: RefSeq, a predicted model, not a curated record